UACCCCGAAGGGAAAUUCGUGGCGUAUGAGCGGUUCAGCUACGACGCCCUGGGCCAGCAGAUCCACGUCAGAGCACUGAUAGUCGACCACAACCAGACCUCCUUCGUGGACUUGCUUUUGCUCUACAAAGAGGGGGUCUCAUAUGAGAUAUCGUACCAAAACCAAACCUGCAAGAAGGCGCCACUGAAGACUCCCUUCCGGCCGAUAGAGAUCCCUCCCGACGCCAAACUGCAGGGCGAGGUGGUGCUGGGGAGCUCCUCUGCCCCUGGCAUGGGGGUGCUGGUUAACUCCUGGACGGGCGCUGUACCAGAGCUAAAGGCAAAAUACCUGCUGACAUUCACCGAAUUCGGCUGUCUUCCCAUAAGUUCCCUAAACCACGUCGAAAACGUAGGACUGAUCCUCACGAGUUUCUACGACCUGGUGAUCGGGAUCGAGGACCCAAAUGAGUUCAUUCCUCCGCCUUUCUGCGAAAAAGCAGAACUUCAGCAGACGGAGAGCGAAAAGGUGAAGGACUUCCUCAGGUUCUUCAUUUGAGAACAAUCCAAAAAUGUGUUGCUGCUGUUGAAAAUAAAGGCUUUAGCUAACUAUUUUUUACUACUAUUAACGUCCCCCUAAUCUUAAAGAUACAGCACUGAAAGUAAAAUACUGACUCGAAACAUGUGUAACCCUGGUUUCUUGAUGAGUAGGUAUAGCGUGUGCCAGUCCCCCUCUCGGGCUGUGGGUAGUAAGCGGGCUACAGUUUCUCUAACGAUUACGUUUAAUAAUCACCAACACGGCGGCACAACACCUUCCAACUUCUUUCCCCAGCCGCUCUUCACCGUUCCCCUCUAAACCCGUCCCCCUGUGUACCAGGGCAGAUAGGAACUAAUACAACGGAUAACCAAGGGAACUGUUAAUUGAUUGAUUGGCUAAUGGGUGUGCUCCCAAUUAUUGUGAAUUACUCUCAGGUGUGUUUGUCAUGUAACCAUGCCAUGUGAUUUCCUAUUUAAGCUGCACCUACACCAAUAAACAAGAGAUUGAGUGUC
Molecule: messenger RNA, 1025 nt
Organism: Paramormyrops kingsleyae
Lineage: Eukaryota; Metazoa; Chordata; Actinopteri; Osteoglossiformes; Mormyridae
Source: RefSeq, a predicted model, not a curated record